AGUAUGGAGUUCAGGUCACUCUCUGUAAUACUCUUGUUGAGUUCACUCGUCCAGACUUUGCACGCUCAAGUAUAUUUUAAGCCAGUUCUGACUGUGCAGCCCGAUUGGCCACAAAUAUUCAGUGGAGAGAAAGUCACACUCAGAUGUUCCUUUCCAAGACACAGUAUGACUGACUGGAUAUUCUACUGGUACAGAGAGAGCACUGAACUUCACCACUCAGAUGAAAACGUUUACAUCAUAAAACACAUCAAAGUGGAUCACAGUUCAAAAUACUACUGUUAUAUUUCUGAGAAACAGAGUCAAAGAGACUCUUAUUGGAGUAACGCAGUGACUCUCACAGUAACAGAGAGACCAAAAGCUUUACCGAUCCUGGUGCCUACUGGACAGAUGUUUACUGGAGAGAAAGUGACUCUUACAUGUGACAUACAAGGACACACAGACACUGAGUGGAGCUACAGCUGGUAUAAAGAUGGUGACAGUAACCGUCCAGUUUAUUCCUCUAAAGUGAAAAAAGAAUAUUCAUUCAGUGUUGUAGAGUCUGACAGUGGUAAAUACACCUGUAGAGGAGAGAGGAGGAGUGACUCUCAGAGAUCAGAGAUCAGUAAUGCGGUUACACUGACUGUAUCAGCUUUACCCAGAGCUACACUGACUGUAGAACCAGAGAGCCCUGUGUUCACUGGAGAGUCAAUCACUCUGAAGUGUGAGAUAGAGUCUUACAGUAACUGGAGAUAUCAGUGGUAUAAAGGCAGCAGUAGAACUGCAGUCAAUCAGUCUCAGACAAACACCUUCACCAUCAGAUCAGCAGCAGAUCAGGAUCAGGAUCAGUACUGGUGUAGAGGAGAGAGAGAUUACAGACCCUCAUCAUCACAGUACAGUAUCAGAGUGGAUCUUUCUGUUAAGGCAGAAAAACCUAAACCUGAACUCACAUCAAGCCAUAAAGGAGCUGCACUGAUAGGAAAUCCAGUGGUUCUGUACUGUAAUCUGGAUCAGUCUGCUGGAUGGAGGAUUUACUGGUUCAAACACACACAGAACCCUGAGAAUGAGACCAAGACUGAAACACACUCCUACAGCAUCAGCUCAGUUAAUGUCUCUGAUGGAGGACAGUACUGGUGCAGAGCUGGGAGAGGAAACCCAGUCUACUACACUCACUACAGUGAUGCUCUCUGGAUAAACACGACUGGUGUUUCUCGUCCAAUCUCUCUGAUGGUCAGUCCCAGCAGAACUCAACACUUUAUUACUGACUCUCUCUCACUGAGCUGUGAGGGACAGAGUGACUCUACUGGAUGGAGAGUGAGACGAUUCACACACAGUGAAAAGGUGUCAGAUUGUUCAUCAGGCUGGGGAUCAGUUACAGGAUCUACAUGCAGCAUCAGCUCCAUCAACACAUCCCACACUGGAGUGUACUGGUGUGAGUCUGAAUCUGGAGAGAGCAGUAAUCCUGUCAACAUCACAGUGCACAAUGGUGAUGUGAUUCUGGACAGUCCUGUUCAUCCUGUGACUGAGGGAGAUCCUCUGACUCUACACUGUUUAUAUCACCACACAAAGCCCUCAAACCUCACAGCUGAGUUCUAUAAAGAUGGAUUAUUCCUCCAGACUCAGACUACAGGAGAGAUGACCAUCCGUACUGUCUCAAAGUCAGAUGAAGGUCUCUACCACUGUAAACACCCAGAGAGAGGAGAGUCACCACAGAGCUGGAUCUCAAUGAGAGCUGCUGAAUCUGCUGUUGGUCUGGUUGGAGUGGUUGUAGGAGUGAGUUUUGCUGUGUUGUUCAUCAUCUUACUGAUACUGCUGUGGCACUACAGAACCAGAAAAGAAAACAAGCUGAACACAAACCUGAUCACAGAGCAGAAACAGAGAGAGUCAGGAGCUGAGGACUCCCAAUUAGGAUACGCAGCAGUGCAGGCUGAUGUUGGUGAUGGAUCCGUGGAUAUAAUUUAUGCUGAGGUUGAAGUGAAAAUGAAGAACAACUCAAAGAAACAACACGAGAAGGUCUGUGUGAAUGCUGACACUGUGUAUUCAGAGCUGAAGCAGAACACAGAAAAAAAGACACAGAACCCUGAGAAUGAGAUCAAGACUGAAACACACUCCUACAGCAUCAGCUCAAGUCCUGUUCAUCCUGUGACUGAGGGAGAUCCUCUGACUCUACACUGUUUAUAUCACCACACAAAGCCCUCAAACCUCACAGCUGAGUUCUAUAAAGAUGGAUCACUCCUCCAGACUCAGACUACAGGAGAGAUGACCAUCCAUACUGUCUCAAAGUCAGAUGAAGGUCUCUACCACUGUAAACACCCAGAGAGAGGAGAGUCACCACAGAGCUGGAUCUCAAUCAGAG
Colossoma macropomum (tambaqui) is the source of this 2332-nucleotide messenger RNA. Its product is annotated as Fc receptor-like protein 5. The annotation marks the transcript as partial. The transcript is spliced from 14 exons. Gene Ontology annotation, molecular function: transmembrane signaling receptor activity. Gene Ontology annotation, biological process: cell surface receptor signaling pathway. The record is from RefSeq and is a predicted model, not a curated record. NCBI's taxonomy places the organism in Eukaryota, Metazoa, Chordata, Actinopteri, Characiformes, Serrasalmidae.